AUGGCCGCACCACCCACAGCCGAGCAAAUCGCCAUUGUCAAGUCCACCGCGCCCAUCAUCAAGGAGCACGGCAGGGCGAUUACAGAUGCAUUCUACACAAACCUGUUGUCUGUCCAUCCCGAGCUGAAGAAUUACUUCUCCCUGCGCAACCAGCAGACCGGGGCGCAGCAGCUAGCUUUGGCCAACGCCGUCUUUGCUUACGCGGCGUAUAUCGACGAUCUCGGGAAACUGGGCGAGGCUGUUGAGCGAAUAGCCCAGAAGCAUGCCUCGCUUUUUAUUAAACCCGAGCAUUAUCCCAUUGUCGGGCAGUUUCUCGUUGAAGCGUUUGUGCAAAUCCUCGGCAGUGCUGUGACGGAAGAAAUCAAGGACGCAUGGAUCGCGGCAUAUCAGCAGCUCGCAAACAUCUUCAUCCAGCGCGAGGAACAGCUUUACAGCGAGCACGGCCAAGAAUGGCGAUCGUGGCGCAAGUUCACCAUUGCGGAGAAGGAACAAGACUCGGAGGAUGUCUUCCAUCUGUAUCUCAAACCAACAGAUGGGCUGCCCUUGAAGAAGUUCAUUGCUGGGCAAUAUGUUUCGCUCCAAGUCCCCGUCCCCGAGGCCGACGGGCUUCUGCAAAGCCGACAAUUCAGCAUCAGCUCUGCGCCCAUCGACUCUCAAGACCAGCUGCGAGUCACCGUCAAGAGAGGGAGCACGGUCCUGAACGCGAGCACUCGGGACGUUUCCGAAGGCAAAGUGCCGGGCCUCAUCUCCAACAUUCUUUUCGAGAGGUACAGUGUUGGUGAUGAGGUGGAACUCAGCCCUCCCCGUGGCGUCUUCUCGUUUGACGCCGAGGCCGCAGAUCCUGAUGUUCCCGUCGUCCUACUCAGUCUUGGAGUCGGUGCGACACCCGUCGUCGGGAUUUUGGAUUCGAUUCUCAAGUCCGGCAGUCCAACUCGCCGUGUUAGCUACAUCCAUGGCGCGCGACACUCUGGGGCUGUAUGUUUCGGUCAACACAUUCGUUCAGUUUCCAAGGACCAUGAAAACGUAACGUCGGCCCUUUUCAUCAAAAAUGUCAAAGAGGGAGACGAGCACAAUUUCCAAGGGAGAAUGGACUUGAAUAGACUGGAUCGAAGUGCGCAUUUGCGCCUUGAUAAUGACAAGGCAGAAUACUUUGUUUGCGGGCCACCCGAAUGGAUGGUUCAGACUCGGACCUGGCUGGCGGAACAAGGCGUGGAGUUGAAGAGGGUUCACUUGGAAUUGUUUGGAACAGGAGGAAUCUAA
Messenger RNA from Metarhizium acridum CQMa 102, 1260 nucleotides. RefSeq lists its product as uncharacterized. Gene Ontology annotation, cellular component: intracellular anatomical structure. Gene Ontology annotation, biological process: nitric oxide catabolic process; cellular response to nitrosative stress. The record is from RefSeq and is a predicted model, not a curated record. Gene Ontology annotation, molecular function: FAD binding; heme binding; oxygen binding. Lineage: Eukaryota; Fungi; Ascomycota; Sordariomycetes; Hypocreales; Clavicipitaceae.